Messenger RNA from Camellia sinensis, 825 nucleotides. Lineage: Eukaryota; Viridiplantae; Streptophyta; Magnoliopsida; Ericales; Theaceae. The record is from RefSeq and is a predicted model, not a curated record.
AUGUCAACUACCCAAAAAAGUGAAAGUAUUAAUGCUUUUUUUGAUGGGUAUGUUCACUCAAAAACUACACUUAAUCAAUUCUUCAAACAAUAUGAAAAUGCUCUUAAAAGUAAGAUAGAGAAAGAAAGCAAUGCAGAUUUUUGUUCUUUUAAUAUUGUUAUUCCAUGUAUCAUUAGUCUUUCUAUUAAGAAACAAUUGCAGAGAAUUUACACAAAUGAUAUUUUUCAGCGGUUCCAAGAUGAGUUAAGAGGAUUAAUCUUUUGUUGUACUUCCCUUUCUCAGACACAAGGAUCAAUUUCCACAUUUGAAGUUAUAGAAAGUGUGCUAGGAAAAGAUGGAACUCCUUUCGAGGAGAUAAAUUAUGAGGUUCUCUAUAAUGAGACAGAGUGGGACGUGCAAUGCUUAUGUCAUUUGUUUGAGUUCAGGGGGAUUUUAUAUAGGCAUGCAAUCUUAGUGUUGAUUAGGAAAAAGGUAAUUGAGGUUCCAUGUCGUUAUAUUUUAGAGCGGUGGCGGAAGGACAUCAAACGUGGGUACACUGCUCUUAAAAGUGUUUAUGAUGAUGGUAAUGAUGAACAAAGACAGCGCAACAAGAAGCUAACCCCAUUAUUGUUUGAAGUCCAACAACUUGGAAUGGAGUCUAAAGCUAAAUGUGAACUUCUAAUGAAAUUACUUCAUGAGGCAAAGGAAAAACUCCUCAAGGUUGACUGUGUUCACAAGAGUAGUCAAAGUACUCAAGUCUUAACAAUAUCUACAGCUGAAGAUGAUAGUGAAUUAAAAGAGAUACUAAGUUUACAUAAAAGAUUGCUUAAUCCAUUAAAAGUAUGA